AAUGCAUGGCAUCACACUUGUUCUGUCUUGUCUUCAUGUACUGCAUGCUUUGCCACAAUCGAAAAACCCUGCAAUGAACCUUCCCUUAUCCAAUCCACACCUGUUUUAAUCUCAUUUCCAUUUAUAUUAUGACGAUCUUUACAAUGUUAUCGAUAUUAUUACACAGCUAAGCUAUCAGCUUUUCUUGGUUUUUCCGGUCUUAGUGAUUUGUGCUUAAACAACAUUGGUUAAUGGUCCGUUUAAGUUUAACCUCCUUGUUGAUUAUUUAACUUGGCAACCACUUGUUUAGCCUUUUCCUUUCUUAUCGAAAUUUCGCGAUCCGGAGAUUUUACUGUCGUCUUUGUUUAGUUACAUAAGUUGAGGAAGUCUAGUUGAGUUGUGGUUCGUUUCCUGGUUUUUUAAUUUUGUGGAUCAUGGAAGGAAGCAAGCCUCUAUCACCACCUAACAAGCAGCAGAUAGCUUUACAAAGGGUCGACUCUGAACGCCCAUAUCGCCUUCUUUACUGCUCAGGCAAGGGUGACAAAGCAGGAGUCAUACAGGAGUUAGAUAAUGGUGUCGAACCUAAUCUAGCGGACUAUGAUAGAAGAACAGCACUUCAUUUAGCUGCAUGUGAAGGUUGCACUGAGAUUGUUGUUCUACUGCUUGAAAAAGGUGCUGAUGUUAACUCAACUGAUCGUUGGGGUCGAACUCCACUUUCAGAUGCCCGUAGUGUUAAUCAUGUGGAAAUCUGCAAAAUCUUAGAAGAACAUGGUGGAAUUGAUCCGGUAGGACUAGACUCUACUAUUCCAUGUUAUGAGAUUGAUAAAUCAGAAGUAGACAUGAACGAAGCAGUUCUUAUUGGAGAGGGUGCUUAUGGUGAAGUUUAUGUAGUCAAGUGGCGUGGUACAGAAGUUGCUGCAAAAACCAUUAGAUCCUCAAUUGCAUCCAAUCAAAUGGUGAGGAAGACCUUUCUAAAAGAACUGGCAUUGUGGCAAAAGUUGCGUCAUCCUAAUAUAGUACAGUUCCUAGGCGUUUUAAAGGACUCGGAGCGCUUAAUCUUCCUCACGGAGUAUCUCAGGAAUGGUAGUUUGUAUGACAUUCUAAGAAAGAAAGGAAGGCUCGAUCAGCCAACAGCUGUUGCCUAUGCUUUAGACAUUGCAAGGGGCAUGAAUUAUCUUCAUCAACACAAACCGCAUGCCAUAAUACACCGGGAUCUAACUCCAAGGAAUGUUUUGCAAGAUGAAGCAGGACACCUUAAAGUCACAGAUUUCGGUUUAAGCAAAAAUGCACAUGAAAAGGAUGCUCAUGGUUAUAAAAUGACUGGAGGAACUGGAACAUAUCGUUAUAUGGCCCCAGAGGUUUAUCGUAGAGAGUCCUAUGGAAAGAGUGUUGAUGUAUUUUCAUUUGCUCUUCUAGUACAUGAGAUGUUUCAGGGGGGACCUGCGAACAGGGAACAAGCUGCUGAGCACGUUGCAGACAAAAGAGCUUAUGAAGAUUCACGGCCAUAUCUGUCCUCAUAUGUAUACCCUGAGGAUAUCAAAAGGCUUCUUCAAGAGUGCUGGCACAAGAAUCCAGAUUGCCGUCCUACGUUUGAAGAAAUAAUAUUGAAGCUAGAGAUGAUCCUGGAGGAUCUGAAAGGUAGCAAGGGAGUAGAAAGCUGCUGUAAUUGUACCAUCUUAUAAAGUGAGUUCACAAUAAAAUGCAUACUUGAUGUGCAAUUUACAUAUAGAGACCUGGGCAAAUUGUUUGCCUUGUUGUGUUACCUGUUGUAUGAACAUUUCGUGCUCUUGGUUCAAAAGAAGAGAAGACAUUUUCAAGAAGUUUUAAACCAUAGAUGCAUAUGUCAGUGUUAUUGUCA
Messenger RNA from Daucus carota subsp. sativus, 1837 nucleotides. RefSeq names its product serine/threonine-protein kinase VIK. The transcript is spliced from 12 exons. Gene Ontology annotation, molecular function: protein kinase activity; ATP binding; protein binding. Gene Ontology annotation, biological process: signal transduction; protein phosphorylation. The coding region runs from base 414 to 1661 and encodes 415 amino acids. Gene Ontology annotation, cellular component: cytoplasm. Lineage: Eukaryota; Viridiplantae; Streptophyta; Magnoliopsida; Apiales; Apiaceae. The record is from RefSeq and is a predicted model, not a curated record.